Molecule: messenger RNA, 3419 nt
Organism: Anarrhichthys ocellatus (wolf-eel)
Lineage: Eukaryota; Metazoa; Chordata; Actinopteri; Perciformes; Anarhichadidae
Gene: txnrd3
Product: thioredoxin reductase 3
Exons: 16
Coding region: 653-2455 (600 amino acids)
Biological process (GO): cell redox homeostasis; cellular response to oxidative stress; glutathione metabolic process
Cellular component (GO): mitochondrion; cytosol
Molecular function (GO): flavin adenine dinucleotide binding; thioredoxin-disulfide reductase (NADPH) activity; glutathione-disulfide reductase (NADPH) activity
Source: RefSeq, a predicted model, not a curated record
UAUCGAUUUAUUAGCAUUCGUUUGCUAAACUGCAAUACAUGCUCCAUGCUCUUCUCCGCUUCACUUUUUUUUUUACAUAAUUUAGGAUUAGCUGUCUUCCAGAGGCUCCUGUAGCCCCGUUUAUUUUUAUCAUCGUCGUCCCAACCCGCACGAGGUGUAGUUUUUCGAUCUAAACACGCGCCUAAUUACAUAUUUUGGGGUUCAAUCAAUAAGAGUAUUUCGCGCGAUAAUAGUUCCUGUGCUUUUACGGCAUGUAAAUAGGCAACCCGUGUGACGUUAUUGUGGGUUCGCACGUGUUGGUGCUCGGCGUUGCUCACGUGGGCGGAGUCCCUCCUUUUGACAACGAUGAGCAACGAAACAUGCGGGGACCAAGGUGAUACAGAUGGAGCGCACCCAAAGUAGCAAGACAAGAAAUGGUAAAAGACGUUCGGCGAGGCUGGUAGACUAGCAGCUGACAGCGGAGGGAGAAGAACCGAGGUCAACCUCGCGGUUCAGCUGUGUUCUAGUAUUCUUCUCUUGGAGAAAGAGCCGAGAGACAUUCGUACAUUUACUAAGAGAGACUCAGUGUGAUUUAGUUCCAGGUCUCCCCGUAUUCUCUCGUCAGCCGUCUAUCGAAGCUUGCUCUGCGCAGGCAGACGGAAACAGCUCGACAAUGCCUCCCAUCGACAACGACACCGGGAAGAAUGAACUCAAGUCUCGGAUACAGCAGCUUAUCGACUCCAAUCAAGUGAUGGUGUUCAGUAAAAGCUACUGUCCGUACUGUGUCAAGGUGAAAGCCUUGUUCAAAGAGUUGAACGUGGAGUGUAACGUGGUGGAGUUGGAUCUCAUAGAGGAUGGAACCAACUACCAGGAGAUGCUGCUCGAGAUGACGGGGCAGAAAAGCGUUCCCAACGUCUUCAUCAACAAGAUGCACGUUGGCGGCUGUGACAAAACGAUGCAGGCUCAUGGAGAUGGCAGCCUGAAGCAGCUGCUGAGCGGAGACAACGAAGCUUACGAGUACGACCUGAUCGUCAUCGGAGGAGGAUCUGGAGGCCUGGCCUGCUCAAAGGAAGCUGCUAUGUUGGGAAAGAAGGUCAUGGUACUGGACUAUGUUGUGCCCACACCAAAAGGAACAACCUGGGGUCUCGGCGGGACCUGCGUGAACGUGGGCUGCAUUCCCAAGAAGCUGAUGCACCAGACGGCCGUGCUGGGCACCGCCAUGCAGGACGCGCGCAAGUUCGGCUGGGAGUUCAGCGAGACAGUGACGCACAACUGGGACACGAUGAAGACGGCGGUGAACAACUACAUCGGCUCUCUGAACUGGGGCUACAGGGUGGCUCUGAGGGACAAGGACGUCAACUAUGUCAACGCCUAUGCAGAGUUCAUCGAACCACACAAAAUCAAGGCGACCAACAAACGAGGGAAGGAGACGCUUCACACAGCGGCUAGGUUUGUCUUGGCUACAGGCGAGAGGCCGCGCUACCUGGGCAUCCCUGGAGACAAGGAGUACUGCAUCACCAGCGACGACCUCUUCUCGUUGCCCCACUGCCCGGGUAAGACCCUGGUGAUCGGGGCAUCGUACGUGGCGCUGGAGUGCGGCGGCUUCCUGGCCGGCCUGGGUCUCGACGUCACCAUCAUGGUCCGCUCCAUCCUGCUGAGGGGCUUCGACCAGGACAUGGCCAACCGUGCCGGGGAGCACAUGGAGGACCACGGCGUCAAGUUCCUCCGCCACUACGUCCCCGUGAAGGUAGAGGAGCUGGAAGCAGGCUCUCCCGGCAGGCUGAAGGUGACGGCCAAGUCCACAGAGACCGAUGAGGUCAUCGAGGGGGAGUACAACACGGUGCUGAUAGCAGUGGGCCGAGACGCAUGCACCGACAAGGUCGGCCUGGGCAAGAUAGGGGUCAAAGUCAACCCCAAGAAUGGAAAGAUCCCGGUGAACGAUGAGGAGCAGACCAAUGUGCCCCACGUCUACGCCAUCGGAGACAUCCUGGAGGGCAAGUGGGAGCUGACGCCUGUAGCCAUCCAGGCCGGCAAGCUGCUGGCACGACGCCUCUACAAGGGCUCCACACUGAAGUGUGACUACGUCAACGUUCCCACCACGGUCUUCACCCCACUGGAGUACGGCUCCUGUGGUCUGUCAGAGGACAGGGCCACGGAGCUCUACGGGCAGGACAACCUCGAGGUGUACCACAGUCAGUUCUGGCCCCUGGAGUUCACUGUGGCCGGCAGAGACAACAACCGGUGCUACGGCAAGAUCAUCUGCAACAAACUGGACAACGACCGAGUCAUCGGGUUUCACUACCUGGGGCCGAAUGCCGGGGAGGUGACGCAGGGCUUCGGCAUAGCCAUGAAAUGCGGCGCCACCAAGGAGCAGCUGGACGGCACCAUCGGCAUCCACCCGACCUGUGCCGAGAUCUUCACCACGAUGGAGGUGACCAAGAGCUCCGGCGGAGACAUCAUCCAGGGCGGCUGCUGAGGUUAAACCCUGCUCGUUUAGCGGGGCUGCGCUCACAUUAGGACUCUCCGGUCUCAGCCGGCGGUCCACCUUUUAGUUCAGCCUCACCUCCGGCUGCUCCGUUCUCAGGACAAACCCCGACACCCCGGGAGCUUUAGAGGUGACUGACGGAGGCUGAGGUAGUUUUGAUGUGAGUGCAGCACUGCUGAACAGCAGGGUUACUCUGCUGAUUCCCCCCACUGGGCUCCACCAGUGUGUCCUUGUUGAGGAGCACCAAACACACAUGUACGUAUUCGUGUGUGUUUGGGCUGUUUGUGACGUCCUGGCCCGUAACCUGAAAUUACUGAGGUGGGCGAGGAUCGAUGUCCCUCUGCAGGAGCGCCUGAUGGCGGACCCGAAACCCCUUCGUCCAAUCCCCCAACUUCAAACAUUCAGCCCGAGUAUAUACACUGACAUUUGCUUUAUUAGGACAGAUUAAAACUGGCACACAGCCAGGGUUUGAAGGGAUGCACGGCUCUGAACUCUGGUGCAGCUGAUGAUGUUUAACCGGGUCUUUGUGUUUCUUAAAUAUUGUUUCUUCUUUCAAUCCUCCAUCAUUGCUCUUCCACACAUGGAGCUGUCUCUGCUGCGAGCAGACAGCGGGGUUGUUCUGCCUUGAGGGGAACUCCCUUCAUCUCCCUCUGAUGUAUUUAAACAGAGAGAUCACGAGCCGAGCUGGUCCUUUCAAACCUCUUCCAGAUAAAGUUGAAUGGAAAAUACAAGCUGAAUUGUGCUGAAUGUUGUUUAGAAGGUUUUUACUAAAUUAAUUUAAUGCCUGUUUGUCGUCGUUCGCCUUUCUGCUCUACGUGUAUGUGAAAGAUAUAUUCAAUCGUCUAAAGGGGCUCAAUCUGGCAGCGACUUGGGUCUUCAGUACAAAUGACUUGUUGGCGUGAAACCACUGUAGAUUACUGCUGUCAAGAUUUAAUAAAGGAUGAAUUCACCUUCA